Neoarthrinium moseri is the source of this 1092-nucleotide messenger RNA. RefSeq lists its product as uncharacterized. NCBI's taxonomy places the organism in Eukaryota, Fungi, Ascomycota, Sordariomycetes, Amphisphaeriales, Apiosporaceae. The transcript has 3 exons. The coding region runs from base 1 to 1092 and encodes 363 amino acids. The record is from RefSeq and is a predicted model, not a curated record.
AUGACCGGCUCCAAGGCUUCGCCGGUCUCCGGCAUCUUCACCAUAACGAGGACGAAAGUCUUCUUGGUUGCCUCGCUGGCGAUCACCUGGUAUAUUGCUGGUCUUUUUCCCCACUACAAACCUCAGCUGGAAGCGUCCUUCAAGUCGCGGCUGGACGAAGCCCGGGAGAAGAUGCCUUCCAUCAAGGUCGAUUGGAACCCGAAUCUGGAUCAAGAGGAAGACCUGGACCCGCGGGACAGGUACAACUCUUCCAAGAUAGCUCUUCUGAUUGAGCCCCGACCGAUCCCCCAUCUCGUUCCUCAGAUUCUUCACAUGAUCAACGUGGUCCCACCGGACUGGCGAUUCAUCUUCAUUGGGUCUAACCGAUCCGUGAUAAGCGUCGGCCGCAGCUAUGCCACCAAACAUCAGCAGCUCAGUGGCAAGCUGGACUUGAUGGUCCUGCCUGAGCCGUGGGACAUCGGCAGCAAGGAGCUGGUUCAUCGCCUGUUGACUGACAUCCGCUUCUAUGAAGAGUUUCUCCCUGGUGUUGAGUGGAUUCUCAAGUAUGAAUCCGACAGCAUCCUCUGCGCCAACUCCGAUGAAAGUCUGAACGACUGGCUCCAUUGGGACUGGGCAGGUGCUCCGAGAUAUCCUGGGGACCGAUUUUCCGGCAAUGGUGGGCUGUCAUUGAGGAGGGUUUCAGCCAUAAAGCGUGUCCUCAAAUUCCAGGAGCGUACCAACGAUACACAGCCUGAGGACGAGUGGUAUGGAACGAGAGUGUGGGUCCUACCAGGCGCCAGAGUCGCAUCUGGUACCGAGGGUCAACUGGCUGUCGAGGAUACCUACAUCCCGAGCCCCAUGGGUGUCCACGUCCGAGACGGAGGCAAUCUCCUUCCCGAAGCAGUGUGGCAAGAGCCCGAGCAGAGAAAAGCGCUGUUCAACUAUUGCCCAGAACUGAGUCUCAUCAUGAAUAUGAAACUCGAAAUCGAACGAUGCCCCGGCGAUGACAGGCGGGGCCAUCUUGAAGAACAACAGCGCGACCAGGAAAGCUCUGAUCAAGACGAACAGGAAGGUUCUGAUCAAGACGACCAAGAGGAAGGGUCGCCGUCGUAG